Molecule: messenger RNA, 1182 nt
Organism: Symbiodinium necroappetens
Lineage: Eukaryota; Dinophyceae; Suessiales; Symbiodiniaceae
Source: the annotation of a GenBank genome assembly
AUGGCCAGCGGUCCGUCAACUCCUUUGUCUGAGUUGACGCAAGACUCGCCCGUGAAGAGAAGGAAGCUGACAUAUGCCCAACAUGAUGAUGUAGUUUAUGCCAUUAGGGAGCUGGCUGCUCGUGGCGGGCCGUUGAAAGAUUUGAUCAAGCCGGCAGCGAGGAAAUGGGCAGACGACAAGUCUGCGAGCAUAGGGUCCUUCUCGCAGCCACGUAAGCUCCCGAAUGCCGAGCCUACGUACUGUACGUCUGCGCUUUGCGGAAAGUGCGAUGGAUGCUGGAGCAACGCUGGCAAAGUGUAUCGUUUCGAGGCGAGCAUCCAACAAGGCCACUUUCUCCGUUUGAUUGUCAGUACUGCAGGUGAUUGCUGUGGCGAGCCUCGCGUACGCAGGCGCAGCUCCGGCCAGAACGAGGCUGGCGAAGCUUUCCCAGGACUUUCGGAGCAAGAUCGACUCCGAGUCCUGGCAGCCUGUGACAGUCUUUUGGCAGAGGGUGUGCACCCUACCCCUAUGGGAGUCACAAUUCGUAUGGGCAAACCAGCUGUGGACAUCGAGAAGCUGCGUGCCGUGCUGAGAUGGCGCAAGCAGGAAUAUGGACAGGGAGCGGCCGUUUUGAAAGAGAGUGAAGCUGAUUUCGAAGCGUACGUACGCAAAUGGGAGGAUCCCCAAGGAGGCCCACUCCACGUUCCGAGGUGGUCUUUGCAUGUUUUCACAUGGACUGCGAUUUUGACACCGUUCUUGCUGGCCUUGGCUAACCUUCGAGAAGCGGGUCAACUGCACGAGCUUUAUUUGGCUGCCGACUUCACUUUCAAGAUCGACAUUUUCAACUACAGCUUGGGCCUAGUGGCAGCUGUUAUCCGGCGCAAGCUGCGAGGCACAUGGACAGUGACACCAUGGCCUCUUGCUGCCGUGCUGAGCCCGUCCGAAGACACGUCACAUUAUCGAUCAGCGUUUGAGACGCUUUCCGGUGCUUUAAAGCAGCACAAGCUGCCUCAGCCAACCCAGGUGAAUACCGACUUUUUUUCUGGCUCCGGAACAGCAGCUGCACAGACCUUCAAAGACAUUGUUCUGGUGCACGAUUUAUGGCACAUGCGGCGCAACCUUGUGAAGAACGACAAGGCUUUCCUGAAGUUUCUUCUGGUUCUGGCCGGCAAGGGAGCACUGCUGGAAGAGGCCGUGGACGCG